Xiphophorus hellerii (green swordtail) is the source of this 633-nucleotide messenger RNA. RefSeq names its product leucine-rich repeat and coiled-coil domain-containing protein PF07_0014-like. NCBI's taxonomy places the organism in Eukaryota, Metazoa, Chordata, Actinopteri, Cyprinodontiformes, Poeciliidae. The record is from RefSeq and is a predicted model, not a curated record. The transcript is spliced from 4 exons. The coding region runs from base 1 to 633 and encodes 210 amino acids.
AUGAAGGGAUCAAUCAACUCUAUGCACAAUGCUCCACCAAAGAAAAACACGGAAUCCUCCUGGAUCAUCUGGUUUUUCGUCUUGGAUUUUGCCCUUCAUUGGACCCCCAACGACGACGGAAGAAGCCCACACCGCCCCAACGACGACGGAAGAAGCCCACACCGCCCCAACGACGACGGAAGAAGCCCACACCGCCCCAACGACGACGGAAGAAGCCCACACCGCCCCAACGACGACGGAAGAAGCCCACACCGCCCCAACGACGACGGAAGAAGCCCACACCGCCCCAACAACGACGGAAGAAGCCCACACCGCCCCAACGACGACGGAAGAAGCCCACACCGCCCCAACGACGACGGAAGAAGCCCAUACCGCCCCAACGACGACGGAAGAAGCCCUCAUCUCCUCGGCCACCUCCUGCUGAUGGAUGACCUUAAUUACCCUACCAUCAGUCUCAGCAGUCUUCCUCCAGAAAAGCUGCAGGAACACUCCUGGAUCAUUGCCCCAGCUACAACGGAAAAGAACCUCAUCGCCACCCUGCUGAUGGAUGACCUUGGUGACCCUACCAUUGGAUUCAGCAGUGUUCCUCAAGAAAUGCUACAGUCGGUCGUGACAGAUGGCUGCUGGUACUGA